CAUAACUUUCUAACAGGCGAGUUGCCUCCCAGUAUGUCCAAUCUUUCCAAACUAGUUGGGUUAUGUUUAUCUUCCAAUAGACUUUCAGGUGAGUUAGUACCACACCUCAUUGCCAACUGGACACAAUUAACUUCCUUGUCUAUAGGUAGCAAUAAUCUCACUGGAAGGAUUCCCUUCGAAAUUAGUCUAUUGACACAACUUCAUAAUCUUUACUUGAGAAAUAACCAACUUUCAGGUCGCAUUCCCUCAAACAUUGGGGAUCUAAAAAAGUUGUCUAAACUUGACCUUCGGAAAAACCACCUCUCUGGUUUAAUUCCUUCAACAAUUGGAAAUUUGUCGGAGCUUAUUGUGCUAGAGCUUUCAGAUAACUAUCUUAGUGGAUCAAUACCAUUAGAGGUUGGACAUUUAAGAUCACUAUCUGGUGUUUUGAUAAAUUUCAACUUGCUUCACGAACCUGAUACCUUAUCAAUCUUUUGCAAUGUCACAUCUCUUUUACACCUCUCUCUAGCACACAACAAAAUGAAUGGACUUAUUCCAAAAUGCUUGGGAAACACAAGUCUAAUUAUUCUGCAUCUUGGUAAUAAUCAGUUUCAUGGAGGUAUUCCAGAAUCACUGUGCAAUGCAUGUGACCUUCAAAAUCUUUCCUUGUUAGGUAACUACAUGAGUGGGGUAAUUCCAAAGUGUGUGGGAAAUUUUAGCAAUCAACUCUCAGUCUUGCUUCUUGACCAAAAUAAUUUUGAUGGGCCUAUGCAUAGAGAGUUUUGUACUAGUUCAACUCCUUUCAAAUUCCUUGGCUUAUCUGAUAAUUCUUUGAGCGGUGUUAUUCCUCCUUGUUUGGGAAAUCUAAGCACAACAUUGUCACUACUUGAUUUAAGCAUGAAUCACUUUCAUGGAAACAUUCCAACAGAAGUGGCAAUUGGUGAUGUUCUCUAUGAACUCAACUUGGAUCAUAAUGAAUUUGAAGGGCCUUUACCUCGUACCCUCAUCAACUGUACUCAUCUCAAAGUUCUAGAUGUUGGAAACAAUAGGCUAAAUGACUCAUUCCCACACUGGCUAGAUGCUCUUCCACAUUUGGUAGUGCUCGUCUUAAGAUCUAAUCAUUUUCACGGAGUGAUAGGCAAUCCUACCACUAGGCAUCCAUUCCCUAUGUUGCGGGUUUUUGAUCUCUCCAACAAUCACUUCACCGGACCUUUUCCUGGAUAUUAUUUGUUGCAUUUGUCUGGUAUUACAAGUAAUAUUACUUCUGAUCUACUGGUAAACUACUCAAAUGGCAACUGCACAUACGGCUAUGAGUGCUCUGCAUCACUAGUUGUGAAAGGAUUUGAAGCCUUGGUGGAACGAAUUCUAAAACUUUACACUAGCAUCGACUUAUCAAGUAACAUGUUCAAUGGAGAAAUUCCUAUUUCCAUAGGAAACCUUUAUACUCUUAGACUUCUCAAUUUGUCUCACAACAGGCUCACUGGCCAAAUACCUCCAUCAAUCGGAGAUCUAACUUUGCUCGAGGCUCUAGACAUCUCCAACAACCAACUCACUGGGAAGAUUCCGUGGCAACUCUCAAACCUUGGAUUCCUUGGUGUUCUAAACCUCUCCUAUAAUCACUUUUCUGGAGCAAUACCUCACAGCAGACACCUUGAUACAUUUGACAACAACUCCUAUUUGGGAAACACAGCAUUGUGCGGGUUUCCAUUGACACUAGAAUGUGAAGCUAAAAACCCACCUGUGCACUCAAACAAAGAGGAGGGGGAAGAGGAUUCAGGUUUUUUUAAUGGAUUUUCUUGGCAGAGCGUGACGAUAGGAUAUUGUUGUGCAUUUCCAUUUGGAGUCUGUGUGGGAUAUUUUGCUUUGCGAUAUGGAAAACUCAACUGGUUGUUAAGGAAACUCAUAUGGAAGAGAGGAAAGGGUUCCAAAACUACUGUUCCAAGAAGACAUGGCAGAAGAAGAACAAAUUAAAUUAAAUUUGCAAAGGUAAUUAAAUUAAAUUAAAUUAAAGCUUCAUCCUUUAAUUUUGGUUUCAAAAUUCCAACUUUACAAUUCAAUUUCUUCAGUGGCAUUAACUAUUACAUAGUAUAUGUUACCUUAUUACAUA
This is a messenger RNA of Ipomoea nil (Japanese morning glory), 2086 nucleotides long. RefSeq names its product receptor-like protein 12. Bases 34 to 1950 code for a protein of 638 amino acids. The record is from RefSeq and is a predicted model, not a curated record. NCBI's taxonomy places the organism in Eukaryota, Viridiplantae, Streptophyta, Magnoliopsida, Solanales, Convolvulaceae. Gene Ontology annotation, molecular function: protein binding. The transcript is spliced from 2 exons.